Messenger RNA from Hippocampus zosterae (dwarf seahorse), 3028 nucleotides. It is a transcript of the gene glra2, whose product is annotated as glycine receptor, alpha 2. Gene Ontology annotation, molecular function: transmembrane signaling receptor activity; glycine binding; chloride channel activity. Gene Ontology annotation, biological process: signal transduction; nervous system process; chloride transmembrane transport. The record is from RefSeq and is a predicted model, not a curated record. NCBI's taxonomy places the organism in Eukaryota, Metazoa, Chordata, Actinopteri, Syngnathiformes, Syngnathidae. The transcript has 9 exons. The coding region runs from base 224 to 1585 and encodes 453 amino acids. Gene Ontology annotation, cellular component: plasma membrane; neuron projection; synapse.
CGUGCUUCCCCAACGUGCCUCCCGCUUCUCCGAGGGAGUAAAAUGUUUUGUUUUGUUUUUUAGUUUUCAAUCCCCUCCUCAAUCAACCCCCUCUUCUUCGCCGCCCUUUUUGUCCUUUUUUUUUUUUUUGAAGAGUUGUCUGCAACUAAAGUAUGCGGUGGAAUGCGCCGCGCGAGAGCUUGGCCAUGCGGGAGGAGAGCGCUUUUUGGGUGAGCACUGACAGAUGGAAGAAGUGAAAAAGACAUCGCCCGGAAUGCGUCCCUCCUCGUUGAUGAUUUGGGGAGCUUUACUCUUCAACUUCAGGCUCGUGGACGCCAAGGAGCACGACCCCCGGUCAUCGUCCAACAUGUCUCCGUCCGACUUCCUGGACUCGCUCAUGGGUCGAACGUCAGGCUACGACGCGCGAAUACGACCCAAUUUUAAAGGUGCCCCCGUAAACGUUACAUGCAAUAUUUUUAUCAACAGCUUUGGCUCGGUCACGGAGACAACCAUGGAUUACAGAGUGAAUAUCUUCCUGCGGCAGAAGUGGAAUGACCCCCGGCUGGCGUACAGCAAAUACCCAGACUCCUCCCUGGACCUGGACCCUUCCAUGUUGGACUCCAUUUGGAAACCCGACCUCUUCUUUGCCAACGAGAAGGGCGCCAACUUCCACGACGUUACCACGGACAACAAGCUUCUGAGGAUCUUCAAGAACGGCAACGUCCUGUACAGUAUCAGGUUGACUCUCAUCCUGUCCUGUCCGAUGGAUCUGAAGAACUUCCCUAUGGAUGUCCAGACGUGUACGAUGCAACUGGAGAGUUUCGGCUACACCAUGAACGACCUGAUCUUCGAGUGGCUGGAGAACGGCGCCGUGCAGGUGUCAGACGGUCUGACGCUGCCUCAGUUCAUUAUGAGGGAGGAGAAGGAGCUGGGCUACUGUACCAAGCACUACAACACGGGCAAGUUUACUUGCAUCGAGGUGAAAUUCCAUCUGGAGCGUCAGAUGGGCUACUACCUAAUCCAGAUGUACAUCCCCUCCCUCCUCAUUGUCAUCCUCUCGUGGGUGUCCUUUUGGAUCAACAUGGACGCCGCCCCUGCUCGAGUGGCGCUUGGUAUUACCACCGUGCUCACCAUGACCACUCAAAGCUCCGGCUCGAGAGCUUCGCUUCCAAAAGUCUCCUACGUGAAAGCCAUUGACAUCUGGAUGGCGGUGUGCCUGCUCUUUGUAUUUGCGGCAUUGCUCGAAUAUGCCGGGGUUAAUUUCGUCUCCAGGCAACAGAAAGAGUUCCUCCGCUUGAGGCGAAGACAAAGGAAGAAUCACAAGGAUGAAGACAUGCGUGACGGACGCUUUAAUUUCGCUGGCUACAAUAUGAACCAGUGUCUGCCAAGCAAGGACGGCUCAGCUGUUAAGAAUGCUGCUCCGGCCGCAAACCCUCAGCCGUCUGUCCCCAAAGACACUGACAACAUGAAAAAGAAGUUUGUGGACCGAGCCAAGAGGAUCGAUACCAUCUCUCGAGCUGCCUUCCCUCUGGCCUUCCUCAUCUUCAACGUCUUUUACUGGAUCACCUACAAGAUCAUCAGGCACGAGGACAUCGACAAAAAGUAACGACUCCGCUCUUCUGCUUGUUUCUCAGACUUAAGAUCAUUGAGGAGCGCUGCCAAGAGAUAUUCUUUCAGGGAUAAAAAGUCUCAUGUUUGUGAACCUUACGGGAGUGUUCAGGUUGUACGGCAGCAAAUACUGAAUUAGGGAAAACUGUGGGGGGCUGGGUGGGAGGGGGGGGGACUCAAGGGUUAGUAGCAUUCCGGUUACGGUGGACCAAAUCUUUUUCUAACCCUUCUUUGCCUUGAGGUCUGUCCAACUAAGAUACAAUUUGUAACUGUGCGGUAGCUUCGUUUGAGACUCUGAGACUUUUCCAAGUUGCCACGGGAGGAACUUCUUAUCGAAAGGGAUUUGUUUUAUAUCCUACUACUGUCACAACACUUCCUUUAAAGACAAUAUACUGUAAAGAGAAAGAUGUAUUAUAUGGAAGACGCAAAAGCACAUGCGGCCAUGUUAUAUUACGGAUGUGCGUUUGUAAUAAUUCAAGGAUCUCCCGAUUAAAAGGGGUCUUACCAGGUUAAAAUAUAUACCGUAUUGGUCCGAAUAUAAGACGGCCCUGAUUAUAAGACGACCCCCGCUUUUUGAAGACUCAAGUUUGAAAAAAAGACUUUUUGAACACCAAAUUAAUUUUUAUACAGACAAUAAUGACACUACAUCUGAAACAAAUGAUUAUAACAAUAUAUUUGAGAGAAAAAGCAUCUUGAAGUUUACACCAUAACUUCUCCUUAGCUGCCGGUUAACCUGGCCGAUCUUCGACCCACUUUUCUCCAGAUUGUCGCUACGUUUCUCCAUUUUCUGUUAUCUCUUCUAUUAUUUUCCUCUAUUUUCUUUCUUACUGCUAUUUUUUAUUUUUCUUCUUUGUGCUACCGCUAUUUUAUUUUUUUUUAUUCUUUGUGACAGGGGUUCGCUUUGGCUUGGGGAGUCAAGUUCAGCAUUCGCUUCAAUGAUAUCUGGCGCCAUUUAGCGUCGUGAAUUGGUAUAAUGUCUAGACCCCGAAUAUAAGACAGCCCCCACUUUUUUUCAAUGCAAAAUACACCGUCUUAUAUUCGGACCAAUGCGGUAUAUAUAUUGAAUUCCUUUGGAUUUUAACUUCAGGGGGUAGGCUUUGGCUACAAAAAUAGUUUUUGACAUCAUCAUCAGGAGAACACAAAAAGGAUGGGGAACAACCAACAUUUCUUUGAGAUAUGAUGUGACUUCCUAUUUUACAAUCAACAGACUGGAAAGUAGCACCAACCUUUAGGUACCGCACAACCGCAACCUGUCAAAAGUGGUUGGCUUACUGAUUUCUGACGAUGAAAAAGAAAAAUGGAGAGAGAAGGGUAAAAAGGGAUCUUUACUGCUCGGUGAUCAUGGGAUUUUUGUCCUUUCCCUUUUUUUGCAAGCUUGUGAGUGUUUGGAAAGACAUUAUUUCACAAUACAGGUUGUCAUAAAAGUCACGAUAACACUUGA